AUCUUCUCGCACUAGAGUUUGGCCCAAGUCUCAACUGAUCCAUAUUGUAAUGAAAUUUACCAGUUAAUUGUCCGAUUAUUGGGUGGAUGGGUCAUAUUCUUCUCUGAUCGUUAUAUUUAAGGUGGCAAAAGUCAAAGGUAUGAUGAAUGCUGGAUGACGCACCUGAUUGAAGACAAUCACCCAACAUAUAUGGCUGCUAUCUUGGGAAUGUCAAAUUUUGGCAAAAAGAAGAAAGAAGCUAACUGCUCGAAUUUAAUGAACCUUGUCUACCCUUUUGGAUUGAUUGCUUACCUUGUUGGGCUCAAAGACAUUGAGGAUUGGAUGGAUAUCUAUGAUCUUAAUGCUGCUGCCACUCAGUCAUUGCGGCUUCAAUUGGCUCAUUCCCAUUCUUAGAGCUCAGAUUCUAGAUCCAUUUGGGCCUGGACAAGGUGGUGUGAAGAGAGAAAUGGUGCCUGCAUUGUUUGUAUUUGGAGACUCACUCAUUGACAAUGGAAAUAACAACAACCUUCCUUCCUUUGCCAAGGCUAAUUAUUUCCCUUAUGGUAUUGACUUCAAUGGUGGCCCCACUGGUCGCUUCUCCAAUGGUUACACCAUGGUUGAUGAAAUAGCUGAAUUACUUGGACUUCCACUUAUCCCUUCAUACACUGAAGCAUCAGGAGACCAAGUGCUUCAUGGAGUAAACUAUGCCUCUGCUGCUGCAGGAAUCCUUGAUAUAACUGGCAGAAAUUUUGUGGGUCGGAUACCGUUCGAUGAGCAGAUAAGGAACUUUCAGAACACACUUGAUCAAAUCACAGGUAAUCUUGGGGCAGUUGAUCUGGCUCAGGCAAUCGGACGGUCAAUAUUCUUUGUUGGUAUGGGCAGCAAUGACUACUUGAACAACUACCUUAUGCCCAACUAUGAUACUAAAAAUCAGUAUAAUCCACAGCAAUAUGCUGAUUUUCUGGUUCAACGAUAUUCAAGGCAACUAAGGACUCUAUACAAUCUUGGAGCAAGAAAAUUUGUGAUUUCAGGAUUAGGAAGAAUGGGAUGCAUACCAAGCAUAUUGUCUCAAAGCACAGCUGGAAUUUGCAAUGAAGAAGUUAACCAGCUUGUUCUACCUUUCAAUGCAAAUGUGAAGGCCAUGAUCAAUAACUUCAACACCAAUCUUCCUGGUGCAAGAUUCACAUACAUUGACAUUACUCGAUUGUUCGAAGACCUUGUUGCCAACAGAGAACAGUAUGGAUUUAAUGUUGUGAAUCGCGGGUGCUGUGGCAUUGGGAGAAACAGUGGACAGAUUACAUGUCUACCAUUCCAAACACCAUGUCCAAGCAGAGAUCAGUACUUUUUCUGGGAUGCAUUCCACCCAACAUCAGCUGUGAACAUUUUGAUGGCAAGGAAGGCAUUCAAUGGAGAUCAAAGCAUUGUGUAUCCCAUGAACAUACAGCAGCUAGCAAGUUAUGAUUCCUAGACCAAUAAGGCAAUAAUAACCUAGAAAGCCAUGGUUGCCCUGUUUUAUGCUAUAAUGUUGCUUGUCUUUCUAGUCAUUGUGUGUCUGAUUUGAGUGGACUUUAUGAAAUGAAAGAGCAGUUCUUGUGGGUGUGUAUUGUUAA
Messenger RNA from Tripterygium wilfordii, 1589 nucleotides. Its product is annotated as GDSL esterase/lipase At1g71691-like. NCBI's taxonomy places the organism in Eukaryota, Viridiplantae, Streptophyta, Magnoliopsida, Celastrales, Celastraceae. Gene Ontology annotation, molecular function: hydrolase activity, acting on ester bonds. The transcript has 6 exons. The coding region runs from base 332 to 1447 and encodes 371 amino acids. The record is from RefSeq and is a predicted model, not a curated record.